This is a messenger RNA of Drosophila busckii, 629 nucleotides long. It is a transcript of the gene Adi1, whose product is annotated as 1,2-dihydroxy-3-keto-5-methylthiopentene dioxygenase. NCBI's taxonomy places the organism in Eukaryota, Metazoa, Arthropoda, Insecta, Diptera, Drosophilidae. Bases 46 to 591 code for a protein of 181 amino acids. Gene Ontology annotation, molecular function: acireductone dioxygenase [iron(II)-requiring] activity. The transcript is spliced from 4 exons. The record is from RefSeq and is a predicted model, not a curated record.
UUUCUUAUACGAAUUCCGCAAGACAAGAUCGUUUUUCGCUUAAACAUGGUUAACGUUUGGUAUAUGGACAAUGAUACAUCAGAUCAGCGCUUGGAACAUAAGCGCCAGCCUCCCACCUGUAUGGAGCUAGCUGAAUUAUAUACCAAAACCGGCGUGGAAUAUUUUAAGAUUAAUGCGGAUGACUAUGAGAAUGAUAAGGAGUUAAUGGAACUGCGUUCCCAGCGUGGUUACAACUUUGAAGACGAGAUCACUUGCUCGGAAAAGUGCCUGCCGGACUAUGCUAACAAAUUAAAAUCUUUCUACGCAGAGCACUUGCAUACGGACGAAGAGAUUCGUCUGGUCUUGGAAGGCUCCGGUUACUUUGAUGUACGUGAUUCUGAGGAAAACUGGCUGCGCAUACAGGUGGUCAAAGGAGAUUUGAUUAUUAUACCCGCUGGUAUCUACCAUCGCUUUACAUUGGACACCAACAACUAUAUAAAAGCACGCAGAUAUUUUGUUGGCGAGCCGGUUUGGACACCACACAAUCGUCCGGCAGAUGACAUGGACUGUCGCAAGGCCUACUUGGAGCGUCUAGUGCAACUAAGCGCUUAAUUCAUGUGCAAUUCUUUUAAAUGCUUUAAUUAAUAUUA